Messenger RNA from Malurus melanocephalus (red-backed fairy wren), 7628 nucleotides. Its product is annotated as receptor-type tyrosine-protein phosphatase V-like. NCBI's taxonomy places the organism in Eukaryota, Metazoa, Chordata, Aves, Passeriformes, Maluridae. Gene Ontology annotation, molecular function: protein tyrosine phosphatase activity; cadherin binding. Gene Ontology annotation, biological process: angiogenesis; protein dephosphorylation. The record is from RefSeq and is a predicted model, not a curated record. The transcript is spliced from 40 exons. Bases 26 to 7171 code for a protein of 2381 amino acids.
CCUCCCGCUCCCGGAGCUCCUGCCGAUGCCAGAGCGGGCUCCGGCCCCGCACAGCCCCCGCCGCAGCGAGGUCCCCCGAGACCCCGGCCGGCAGCGAGCCCCCCGGCCCGGCCCAGCCCCGGCUCUGCCCGCAGCCGCUCGCUCCGGGCCAGCUGCRGAGCCAGCGCACAGGACACGGACCCGCGGGGACAGCAGCAAAUGCUCCCGGCCACAGGGAGCCGUCCCCGCUGGGCUUCUCCCGGGCCGGAGGCGAGCUCUGCCCCUGCCCGGGGGCAGCGGGCCCGGCCGAGGUACCACUCGCCGGCCGGUCCCCACUGAUGUCACCUUGUCACCCGCGCUCGGAAACCACCAGGUCCCCAUGAGGUCGCUGCUGCUGCCGCUGCUGGCGCUGUGGGUGCCGCGGCUCCCGGGGACCCUGGCAGAGGGCAAGGGAUGCAACCACACAGCACAGGCAGGGCUGGAGAGCCGGGAUGCCCGCGGUGACAGAGUUCACCUCCUGAACGUCAGYGCGAGCGACCAUGGCCGGUCAGACUCCCUCCUCCUGUCCUGGGACGAGCCAGAGGGAGGUGCCAGGGGAUAUUUGCUGGCCCUCUCCUCCCUGGGGUCGGACACACUGCUGCAGAACGCCUCUGCUGGAGCCAACGUCACCAGCUUCUGGUUCCACGGGCUGACCCCUGGCACGCGCUACGAGGUCGAAGUGACAGCCAUGCUGGCCUGCAUGGACACUGCCCACCAGACGGUCACAGCACAGACAAGUCCAGCGCCCGUCCGCAACCUGAGCCUGAGCAGCGGCGGGAGCACRGCCUCGCUGCGGGCAGCCUGGGCACACGGGCACGGCCAGCGUGACCAGUACCACCUGGAGCUGUGGCACAGCGACUCCCAGAGCCUGGUGAGCAACGUGUCCCUCCCGCCCAGCGCCUCCACSUUCCUGUUCCACGGGCUGCUGGCCGGCAGCGAAUACGCCUUGAGGGUCAGCACACUGGCGGGGUCCAGCCAGGCCAGCACCAGUGUCCACCAGUGGACAGCUCCCUCCAUCCCCACCCAGCUGAGGCUCAGCCCAGUGUCCAGCACCAGCCUGGUCACCUCCUGGGCAGGGGCUGCAGGGGCCGCCUGGCUGCACCUGGAGCUCCGUAACCUGCUGACCCAGACGGUCACCACGAGCCUGUCAGCACGCAGGGGCCUCACCAGCUACACCUUUCAGCACCUCCACCCUGGCACCCGCUACUGGCUGGGGCUCAGCGCCACCGCUGGCUCCUACACCCUGCCAGGACCCAACGCCACUGCCUGGACAUACCCCCUGAGCCCUGGCAAUGUGACCCUGAGCAGGGCAGAGGAGCAGAACUCCUUGCAGGCUCGCUGGAGCGUCCCAGCGGGACAGAGGGACUUGUACCUGGUGACACUGCAGGAGGGAGGGGACGGCGUUCCCACCAGGAACAUCUCCGUGGGUGGGGACAAUGAUCACAUCACCUUCCACGGGCUGAGCCCUGGCCAGCAGUACUCUGUGCAGGUGGUGGCAGUGGCAGGGCCGCACCGGGCGUCAGCGCAGAGCCCAGCAGCCUGGACAGAACCACGAGCACCAUCUGGCGUGAGCCUGUCCAGCCAGGGCAGCCCCCACAGCCUGCUGGCCAGCUGGGAGGAGGCCAUGGGCGAGGGCUAUCUGCUGGCCCUCAGCCUCGCAGAGCACCCCGUGAAGAACAGCUCCUUGCCCAGGGGUGUCACCAGCUUCACCUAYGAGGGCCUCCACCCUGGGACCCUCUACACCUUUGAGGUCAGCACUGUGGCUGGGCCCUACACAUCCUCACCCCGCAGCAUCUCCAACUGGACAUACCCUUUGCCCCUGGAGCAGCUGACCCUCAGCAAUGGGGGUCAGAGCACCUCUCUSCAAGCCUCCUGGAGAGCAGCUUCCUCUGGCAGCACCGGCUACACUGGGACCCUCUGGGAAACCAAGUCCCGAGAGCUGGUCAGGAAUGUGACCCUGGGGAAUGACUGGACAAAUGUCACCUUGGAGAGCCUGGUCCCUGGGCGACAGUACACCCUGGAGAUGGCAGCUGUGGCUGGGCCUUACCGAUCCCCUGUGCAAUCAGCCACCGACUGGACAUACCCCCUGGCUCCGGCCGGCGUGACGCUGACCAACACCCGGCGCCCCAUGGGGCUYGCAGCCUUCUGGGACAAAGCUGCUGGCGAUGUGGACCAGUUCCACCUCCAGCUCUACAGCAAGAGCCAUGCAGCGCACAGGAACACCUCAGUGGGGCCAAACACCCACAACUUCACGUUCUUGGGGCUGUCCCCUGGCACUCAGUACUUCCUGAAGGUGACUGUCCUCGCUGGCCCCUACAGAUCCUCGUCACAUUUUGCCACCGAGUGGACGUAUCCGCUGUCCCUGGCUAACGUGAGCGUCCAGCCUGGCCGGACACCCCAGGAGCUGCACGUGAGCUGGGUGGAGUCYGGUGGUGGCAGAGACCAUUUGGUGCAGCUCUCGGUGGCCGAGUCUCUGUCCAUCAUCAGGAACGUGUCUGUGCCCCGGGGAGUGACCCAGCUGGACCUGGAGGGGCUGGUGCCGGGGUCRCGGUACCGCGUGGAGAUCAUUUCCCAGGCCGGGCCUCACCGCAUCUCCUCCCAGACCGCCAUUGGCUACACCGUCCCGCUGCCUCCUCGAUCCCUGUCUGCCCGCCCCACCGGCGUGGCCUGGGCUCUGACUGUGCGCUGGGACGCUGCUCCUGGGCAGAGGGAUGGGUACCUGCUCAGUGUGCUCGAGGAGGGCUCUUCUGCACCACCAAGGAGCCUGGCGGCAGGGAAGGACAGCACCAAUGUCACCRUGUCACAGCUGGAGCCAGGGACGUGCUACCUUGUUGGGAUCUGGGCGGUGGCCGGACCCUACCGCUCCCUGCCCCAGAACAUCACCAGCUGCACCGCUCCUGCUGCACCGACAAACCUGAGCCUCACCAACCCCGGCAGCUCCUCAGAGCUUCACACAUCCUGGAACAAGCCCCCAGGAGGGAGGGACCACUACCACGUCACUCUGUACAGCCUCAGCACCCAGAGCAGGAGCCAGGUGCAGACCUUGAGCCCAGAUGCCCUGAACAUGACCUGGACUGACCUGGAGGCAGGCAGCGAGUUUGCUGUGCAGGUCACUGCUGUGAAAGGCUCCUUCGAAGCCUCGUCCAUCAAGGUCACCCAGUGGACGUAUCCCUUGGCCCCUGUCAACCUCACCCUGGGCAGCCCCUCGCCCUCAGCUCUGGUGGUGUCCUGGGCACUGGAGGGUGGAGGGGCCGAAGGCUUCGUGGUGGACGUCCGUGACACUGCUUCGGGUUCUCCCGCCGGGCAGGUGGUACUGGGCAGCAACGCCAGGAGCCACAUCCUGAGGAGGCUGAGCCCCGGCAGCUGCUACAGCGUGGUGGUCAGCGCCACAGCCGGGCCCUUCCGCGCCAGCACCGCCAGCCUCACCCACUGCACACGCCCRCUGCCCCCAGUUGCUGUGCGCUGGCUGAGCACGGGGCACCCUGACAGGCUGAGCGUGGCCUGGGGGCCMGCAGCCGGGGGCACGGAUGGCUACACACUGACCCUGUACCACGCACGGCUGGGCACCGUGGCAGCCACAGCCUCGCUUGGGAGGGACAUCCACAACUUCACCUUCACGGGGCUGGCCCCAGGACACGAGUACUCCCUGGAAGCCACCGCCACCACCRGACAGUACCAGGCAGCAGCACCCAGAAUCCGUGGGUGGACACGCCCGCUGCCCCCRGCCGCYGUGCGCUGGCUGAGCACAGGGCACCCYGACAGGCUGAGCGUGGCCUGGGRKYCCGCGGCCGGGGGCACRGAUGGCUACGCACUGACCCUGUACCACGCACGRCUGGGCACCGUGGCGGCCACAGCCUCUCUUGGGAGGGACACCCACAACUUCACCUUCACGGGGCUGGCCCCAGGGAGCAAAUAUCUGCUGGAGGUGGCAUCUGUGGCUGGGCCCUUCAGGACACCUGCRGGGAACAUCAGCAACUGGACGUACCCCUUGGCACCCCGCAACGUGUACAUGACGAACCAGGGCUAUCCCAACAGGCUGAGYGCGUCCUGGCGAGCUGAGCCCCAAGGACAGGAUGGUUACAGGCUCCUCCUGUACCAUUCGGGGUCCGGUACCGUGGCAGCMAACGUCUCUGUGGGGAAAGGCACCAGCAAAUUCACCUUUUCUGGCCUGGCUCCAGGACACAGAUACCUGCUGGAAGUGAUGUCUGUGGCAGGGCCCUAUGCAGCCUCCUCAGGGAACAUCAGUGACUGGACAACCCCCUCAGUUCCCCAGAAUCUCUCAGCGGUGGCUGAGGGGAACAGCACGAUGCUGAUCUCCUGGGGCAGUGUCUCUGGACAGCAGGACGACUGCCAGCUGUGGCUGCGGGAUCCCCGGAACAGCUCACUGCCCUGGCGGCACUCCCUGGGCAGGGGACAGGUCCAGCAGCUGCUCCAGGGGCUGAUCCCGGGCAGGAACUACUCCGUGUCCUUGAGCUGCGUGGCGGGGCCCUACUGGAGCAGCACCAAGCCCUUGRCGGUGCCCGUGGAGCCAAAUCCAGUGACAGAUGUGCAGUGCCUACCAGAGUCAAGGAGCCUUUACUUGAACUGGACAAGCUCUCCUGGAGAUGUGGAGGCUUACGAGGUGGUGGCAGAGAGACUCUCUGAAGGAAAUCCCACCCCCAAGAAUGUCCUGAGCAUCCCUUCGAGCGAGGCCAGUCUGGAGGGGCUGGAGCCCAACUCCUCCUACCAGAUCGUUGUGAGCACUGUGGGCAUGAACGCRCUGAGGAGCCAGGCUGUGACCCUGCUCUGCAGCACGGCAGUGGAGCCGCUGCCCCCACCCCUGCGUGCAGACGCCUUCCCGGUGGAGGCCAGCUCCACGGUGGUCAUUUCACCCGACCUGUUCAGCGAGGAGAACGGCCAGAUCGAGUACUACGGUGUCAUUGCUACCACCAACGACUCAYUGCUGAGGCCCACCCAGGAGACCAUGUCCAGCACAUGGUAUGACCACUACUACGGRACCGAGGACUCGUACCUGGCAGUGCUCAUACCCAACCCCUUCCACCAGAGGAGCUCCCCCGACACCUGGCGAGUGCCCGUGGGGACAGAGGAGUGCGGCCAGUCCAGAACAACGUGCAACGGGAAGCUGAAAGCCAACGAGCAGUACAGGUUCAGCAUUGCUGCCUUCACCAAAUAUGACCCAGUGGCCCCUGCUGUGACAUUCACCAUGUUCUCAGCUGCUGGAUCCGGUGCAGACACAACUCCGCUCUCAAUGCCAAUAAUCGCUGGAAUUGUUGUGGGGUUUCUUCUGACACUUGCAGCUAUUUUUGCUUUGGUUUACUGGAAACAGCUCAGAGCCAAGAGAACCAAGAAGAGCAGCCUGCCCCAGGAAAUGGUGACCUACAGCCUGAGAAAUGUCCACCGGCCAGUUCCCCUACAGAGCUUCAAGCAGUACUAUGAGAUGAAGACAGCAAAUGCUAACCACGCUUUUUUCCAGGAGUUUGAGGAGCUGAAGGAAGUGGGGAAGGAGCAGUCGAAGGUGGAGGCUGAGCUCCCAGCCAAUGCCUCCAAGAACAGAUAUCCCCACGUGCUGCCCUACGAUCACUCUCGGGUCAAGCUAAGCCAGCAGGGGGAUGAUCCACACUCAGACUACAUCAAYGCCAACUUCAUGCCUGGCUACACAUCCCAGCAAGAGUUCAUCGCCACCCAGGGGCCCCUGAAGAAAACCAUAGAGGACUUUUGGAGGCUGGUGUGGGAGCAGAACGUGUGCAACAUCAUCAUGCUGACAGUGUGCAUGGAGAACGGGCGGGUGCUGUGUGACCAUUACUGGCCGUCGGAAUCUGCCCCGAUCUCCUACGGACAGGUGCGUGUCCAGCUGCUGACGCAGAGCAGUGCUGAGGAGUGGACCACGCGGGAGUUCAAGCUGUGGCAUGAGGGUCAGCGGGCGGAGCGCUUCGUGUCCCACCUCCACUACACCUCAUGGCCCGACCACGGCAUCCCCGAGUCCACCUCAUCCAUCAUGGCCUUCCGAGAGCUGGUCAGGGAGCACAUCCAGAGCACCAAGGACACGGGGCCAACCCUCGUGCACUGCAGUGCCGGCGUGGGUCGCAGCGGCACCUUCAUCGCCCUGGACCGGCUGCUGCAGCAGAUGAAGCAGGAGAAGGCAGUGGACAUCUUCGGCGUUGUGUACGCCCUCAGGAUGAACCGGUACCUGAUGAUUCAGACGCUGUCCCAGUACAUUUUCCUGCACAGCUGCAUUCUGGACAAGAUCCUGGAGGAGCCUUUGCUGGGUUUAGCAGGGACAGAGAGGUCCUGCCCCAUCCCGCUGAAGAGCUUUGCCCAGCACUACGCCCAGAAGGCAGCCAAGGCACAUAUGGGCUUCCUGAGGGAGUACGAGGCCCUCCUGGAAGCUGUCAAGGAAGAAGCCAGCUCUGCAUCACCAUCUUCAGGCAGCCAGCAGACACGGCCCUCUUCCAGCAUCCUGCCAUAUGAUCGCUCCAGAGUGAAGUUCUCCCUGCUGGAGCAGGGCCCAUUCUCAGGACUGCUGCAAUCGUGGCGUAUCCCGGGCUGCAGCUCCAGCAGGGACUAUCUGGCCAUCCAUGGCCCUGACAAGCUGACCAUGGAGGACUUCUGGACCCUGGUGUGGGAACAGGAUGUCCACACGAUCCUGACACUUCUCCCAUGGCAGGAGAAGGGGGAGGUGCCAGGUGAGGUGUGCUGGCCCCUGGAAGGAGACUCGCUCUGCACGAAGACACUGACCAUCCAGUGUGACACAGARAAGCUUGUCUCGGGAUGGAGAUGUACCCAGCUCAGACUGAAACACGAGAAGAAGGCGAAGGAGAGGCAGGUGCAGCGGUUCCUGUACACGCUGUGGAGCAGCAAGCAGCAGCCCGAUGUGCAGGGUCUGAUGGAGCUGCUCACGACUGUCCGGCGGUGCACACCCCACCGCAGGAGGGUGGGCCCUCUGCUGCUGCACUGCAGUGGUGGUGUGAGCCAGAUAGGGACAUUGAUCUCCCUGGAUUGCCUGCUGCACCAGAUGAAAGCUGAGAGGACUGUGGACAUCUACGGCGUGACCCUGCAGCUGGCCAGAUGCUGCUGCCUCAUGACCCCGACCCUGGACCAGUACAUGCUCCUGUACUCCUGCAUCCRGGACAUCAUUGCUCGGGACCAGCCCUAACAGAGCCAGCUCAGAACCAGCCUGGCYCUUCCUGGCACCCCUCUGCGGGUCCUGGAUGGAGCUGGGAGCUGGUGAGAGCCCCGUGGGACUCUUGGAACAGAGCGAGCCCAGCACUGUCCCCAGCGUGGUGUGAGCUGUAACACAGACAGCGGACAGCCGGACAGUGCCCUGACACUCAGUAAGGGGCUGGGCAGGAUGCUCUCUUCCUUUGGCCAUCUCCUGGGAUUCCUGGUGCCUGGAAGGUUCUCUAGCCCCACUCACAGUGCACUGUGGGGCUCUGUGGGGCCCCCGAGGCGCAGCAUGAGCACGGAGCACCGCGAUCUCCACGUGCCAUGGGCACCGGCGUGAGGAGGCCCCAGACAUGCCCUGGACUGUGGGAGCUGGCUCRUCUGGGUUGGUGGAACGGCCCUAGGUACAAACAAUAAACAGCUCUUGUAAAGUGURUGCUAAGAGAGGC